Anolis carolinensis (green anole) is the source of this 2410-nucleotide messenger RNA. It is a transcript of the gene efna1, whose product is annotated as ephrin A1. Gene Ontology annotation, cellular component: plasma membrane. The record is from RefSeq and is a predicted model, not a curated record. The transcript is spliced from 5 exons. Gene Ontology annotation, molecular function: ephrin receptor binding. Gene Ontology annotation, biological process: axon guidance; ephrin receptor signaling pathway. NCBI's taxonomy places the organism in Eukaryota, Metazoa, Chordata, Lepidosauria, Squamata, Anolidae. Bases 1001 to 1642 code for a protein of 213 amino acids.
AUGAUAAUAAUAAUAAUAAUAAUAAUAAUAAUAAUAAUAAUAAUAAUAAGAUAUAAUAUAAUAUAAUCAGAGGCUGGAUGGCCAUCUGUCAGGAAGGAUCGGAUGGUGUCUUCGUACCUAGAUUGUGCUUGCACUGGAUAUCCUUUGGGUCCCUUCCUAUUCAAUGAUGAUGAUGAUAAUAAUAAUAAUAAUAUCAUGAUGAUGAUGAUGAUGACAUUGCCUUCCCUGGAGGUUUCCAAGCAAAUGCUGGAUGGACAUCUGUUGGGAGGGAUUGAAUGUUGUCUUCAUACAUAGAUUGGGGUUGGAAUGGAUGGAUUUUGGGGUCCCUUCUAAUUCGAUAAUGAUAAUAAUAAUAAUAAUAAUAAUAAUAAUAAUAAUAAUAAUAAUAAUAUAAAAUAAUAAUAAAAUCCAGCAUAUCUAUCUUGUUUGCUGUGUCAUAAUAAAAUAAUAAUAAUAAUAAAUAUGAUGAUGAUGAUGAUGAUGACGACGACAUUGCCUUCCCUGGAGGUUUUAUUAUUAUAUUAUUAUUAUUAUUAUUAUUAUUAUUAUUAUUAUUAUUAUUAUUAUUAUUAUUAUUUCAAAGCAAUGCUGGAUGGCCAUCUGCCGGGAGAGAUUCGAUGGUGCCUUCCUGCCUGGCAGAACGGGGAAAAGGACUGAAUGGGGCCCCUUGCCAAUUUGGUAAUAUGUCUACCAUACGUUUCUAUGAGGCUGGAUGGCCAUCUGCCGGGAGGGAUCGGAUGGUGUCUUCCUGCCUAGAUUGGGGCUGCAAUGGUUGGCGCUCUUUGGCGUCUCCAUUAAUAAUAAUAAUUAAUACUAAUGGCUCUAUGGCCUGAAUUAUUCCACCAAAGGGAACCUCUGGCCCCAAAGAAUGAUACGGUCAGCAGGAUGACCGCUGGCCUGAGCGCAUGACUUCCCAAAGGAGACAAGGGCCUGCUCACGUCCGUCCAUCCAUCCUUCCGCCCACCUUCCUUUCUUUCUUUUUUCUUUGGCCGAUGAAUCGAUGAAUCACCGUCUGCUUCUGCAAACCUGGGAAGAUCUUUUCGGGGCGACGAGGGAUGAAUCAGCACCAGCCAGGUUCCAGCGCAGCGGAGGCUACACGGUGGAGGUGCACCUGAACGACUACCUGGACAUCCUGUGCCCGCACUACGAGGGGUCUUCGGGGGUCCCUCCGGCGGGGUCCAUGGAGCGCUACACGCUCUUCCUGGUGGAGCGGGAGGAGUUCCUGACGUGCCGGCCGCGGUCCAAGGAGCAGGUGCGCUGGGAGUGCAACCGGCCGGACACAGCCCACGGCCCCGAGCGCUUCUCCGAGAAGUUCCAGCGCUUCACCCCCUUCACCCUCGGGAAGGAGUUCCGCCCGGGACACGAGUACUACUACAUCUCAAAACCAAUCCACCGGCAUGGAGACGACUGCCUCAAGCUGCGGGUGAUGGUGGCCGGGAAGGACGCUCGGACGCUGCCCAGCCCCAAUGACCCCACACCGAAGGGGCGGCUCCAGUCAGAUGACCCGGAUGCCCCGAUGCUCCGCAGCGUGGGUCACAAUGCGGCCCCUUCCUUCCCCGGAAGCCCCUUCCCCUUCCCGGGGGUCCUCAUCCUCCUCCUCCUCCUCACCACGCUAAGGCUGCUUCCGCCGUUGGGGCCGUGAGCGGGGCCGGCCCUUCCUUUGGCCAAAGACUGACCCUCACGUCACGUCACGGGAGGAACACGGACCCUUCCCUCCGGCGCUAGAGUCCGGCCGCGGACUUCUUACUGGACGCUUGACCUCCAUGAGGAUGAAUAUGGACAACGUCUAAUGGAUUUGUGUACGGGUGCAGAUAAUUUAUUGGACACUCCAGUGCGGCCAACUGUUGGGAAGGCUCGGCUUGUGCUCUUCCGGCCGCGGCGGAAAAGGGGUUGGACUGGAUGGCCUUUAGAGGUCCCUUUAGGAUUCUCUCUCUCUUCUCUUGAGGGUUUCUAACCAGAGGCAGCAUGGCCAUCUGUCAGGAGGGAUUAGAUAGGCAGAAGAAGGUUGGACUGGAUGCCCUUUAGGGUUCCUAUCUAUCUAUGUAUCCAUUUAUUAUGCCUUCUUUGGGUCUUUUCUAUCUAUCUCUCUAGUAUGGCAGAUGAGGGUUGGACUAGAUGCCCUUUAGGGUUCCCUUCCGACUCUAGGAUCCUAGCUAUCUUCCUCUUCAGGCCUUUAAAUUGAUAGCUGGAUGGCCAUCUGUCGGGAGGGAUCGAAUGGUGUAGCUGAACUGGAUGGCCCUUGGAGGUCCCGCUCUGGGAUUCUAUCUAUCUUUUUAUCUAUCUAUCUAUCUAUCUAUCUAUCUAUCUAUCUAUCUAUCUAUCUAUCUUCCCUGGUGGAUUUGAAGCCAUGGCUGGAUGGACAUCUGCCGGGAGGGAUCAAAUGGUGUAGCUGUACUGGAUGGCCCUUGGA